Messenger RNA from Paracoccidioides brasiliensis Pb18, 1125 nucleotides. RefSeq names its product bifunctional protein farnesyltransferase/protein geranylgeranyltransferase. The coding region runs from base 1 to 1125 and encodes 374 amino acids. Gene Ontology annotation, biological process: protein geranylgeranylation; protein farnesylation. Gene Ontology annotation, cellular component: cytoplasm; protein farnesyltransferase complex; CAAX-protein geranylgeranyltransferase complex. The record is from RefSeq and is a predicted model, not a curated record. The transcript is spliced from 3 exons. Gene Ontology annotation, molecular function: protein farnesyltransferase activity; CAAX-protein geranylgeranyltransferase activity.
AUGGGCAAAUACUCCACCCCAACCUGGGCCGACGUCACCCCCAUUCCGCUGGAUGACGGGUCAAACUUCUAUGACAACGACAACCCGCAGCAGCAGGAAGGAGGCGGCGGUGUGAGCGGGAAUGGCAAUGGGACGUAUCCGCUGGCAACCAUUUCCUAUUCACCCAACUAUGUAGAGGCAACCUCAUAUCUCAGGGCUCUGAUGGCGGCGAAUGAGAUGUCAGACCGCGCAAUAGAGUUAACGGAGGAUGUGAUUUUGAUCAAUCCGGCGCAUUAUACGGUUUGGCUAUACAGAGCUAAGAUACUCUUUGCAUUGGAGAAAGAUCUCAAUAAGGAGAUCGAGUGGGUUAAUAAGAUUGCCCUGAUGAAUUUGAAGAAUUAUCAAAUAUGGCACCAUCGCCAACUCAUAUUAUCAAACGAAAAGUUUUUCCCAACACUCCCACCAACAGAGCAAAAAUUCCUCAUGGAGAUGUUCGACCUAGACUCCAAGAACUAUCACGUCUGGACAUACCGCCACUGGCUCGUCCGCCACUUCAAGCUGUGGGACCACCCACAGGAGCUCGCAGACGUCGAAACGCUCAUCAACAAAGAUGUCCGCAACAACUCCGCCUGGAACCACCGGUGGAUGCUCAAAUUCGGACCUCGAGGAGACGUCGAUAGCGGAAUGCCGCUGGGCAUAGACGAGAGGCGCGGCUACAAGGGAAGCCUGGACGUCGUGGAUGAAGACCUCAUCAUGGCUGAGAUUGAAUAUGCCAAGAACAAAAUUCUCCUUGCUCCUGAGAAUAGAUGUCCGUGGGCCUAUGCGCGGGGUGUUUUAAGAGCCGCUGGGAAAUCAAUGGCUGAACUUGAAGGAUUUGCAUCGAAGUUUAUUUUGGAAGAGGUGGAGGCGGAGGCUGAUGGGGGUGUGAAGUAUCAGGUUAAGAGUAGCUUGGCUGUGGAGUGGCUGGCGGAUGUAUAUGCGGAAGAGGCGGAAGAGGCGGAAGACGAGAAGGAUACGGAGGAGAAGCGGAAGGCGGAUGCCGUCAAGAUGCUUACGUUGCUGAAGGAUCAGUAUGAUCCCAUUCGCAAGAAUUACUGGGAUUAUAGGAUUCGGAUGCUUGAAAGGGGGCCAGUGGUUGCUGUGUAA